Molecule: messenger RNA, 3967 nt
Organism: Coffea eugenioides
Lineage: Eukaryota; Viridiplantae; Streptophyta; Magnoliopsida; Gentianales; Rubiaceae
Product: glycylpeptide N-tetradecanoyltransferase 1-like
Exons: 1
Coding region: 2225-3523 (432 amino acids)
Biological process (GO): N-terminal peptidyl-glycine N-myristoylation
Cellular component (GO): cytoplasm
Molecular function (GO): glycylpeptide N-tetradecanoyltransferase activity
Source: RefSeq, a predicted model, not a curated record
GAUUCAAAAUUUCUGAACAUCAUGAUAACUGCAAUGGAGGUUGUGAUUUGCUGUGUGUAAUGCUUUAAGAUAUCAAUAACAAGGUUCAUGUUCUCGUUGUUGCUUUAUUAAAGAUAUGAUGAAAAGAAAGAUCUUUGUCAAACUUUUGCUGGUCCUCAUUUUUAAUGUUAUUCCGUAUGUGAGGCGUAUGAUUUUAUAGAAAUUGUGGAAUUGUCAUUGAAGGCAUGAUAAAAUAAAUAAGAUUUUUUUGGGUUGAAAGUACUUUGAUGUAGUGUUUUAUUCCUUUGAAGAUAUAAGCUUUCAUGUAGGGCUAUGUAAUUACAAAUUCACAGCAUACUGGUGCAUUAUGGCAUUAGUUGAAAAUAAUUUACGGCAUAAGCAACUCUGCGCUUUGUUUCAACUGACCAGCACUCCACUUUAAGCAUUGCAUUAAGCUCCAUAAGGCCUUUGCAAUUUACUGUGCCUAGAUUCUUUAAUUGCUAUGAUAAGAAAUAGGAGUACAUACUCUCUAUUACAUUUCUGAUAUUUAAUCAGUUCUGUUUGCUGGUUAAGAUACUUCUCCUUUUCUGCCAUUGACCAUAAACUUGACAAUUGGUUGGAGUAGAGUUUGCUUGUGGUAUCAGUAUGUGAUUUACCUUCUAGGGAGAUAAAGGUGAAAGAUGCCUAUCUUGUUGGUGUUCAUCUUACGUGGUAGCCUUUUUAGUACAGCUCUAGACAAAUAGCUGGUACUACUUAUUUUUUGAGACUUACAGAAUUAGUUGUUCAUAUGAUAGGUUAGCAAAGCUUAAUCAGCUAAAAUUUGUUUGAUGACUAUAUGUUGUAUCUAAUGCAUUAUUUAUGCCUAAGUGCCUUAAUUUCAAAGGAGCCCUACUGCCUAGAGCACUCCACCCCAAACAAAGAGAAAAAGAAGAGAUAAAAGGGAAAGAGAGGGAUGCGUCUUGUCAAAUGCAAUCAUGGAUUACAUGAUUAUACCUUGAAGUAUUGAGCGAGUAGCCUGGACAAGGAAUCUGGAGAUGUGGUUUCUGUUGACUAGUUCAUAUGAAUAGUCAUUACUCAUUUCUGUGUUAGACAUUUUGGUGAUGGAUGCAUUAUUAAGCAUGCUAAUGAAUCAAUAUGGUUGUGAACAAAUUAAGACUUGCUUUCCUUUUCUAAAAUUUGGCUCUGCAUUAUAUACAUCUAUUCAAAAGAAAAUCUAUGUUAUAUGGACUUGGGUAUUGGUGUCAGAUACUGGUGCAUGCUGAAGUGUCGGAUUCGCAUAUUUAAAAAUUAUAGGAUCCAGGGAUAUGUGACCAAUUUUAGGUAUGGGUGCAGGGGUGCGCUUCUUAAACUUGUAGAUGGAUAAGAUCUUUAGAAAUAAAUCAUUCUAAAAUUUAUGUACAAUGAUAUAUAAAGCGUAUUUUAAUAAAAAUUUCAAUGAAGUGUGCAACUAGUUUGAAAAGAACCAUAAGCUUGGUUAGAGAAGGGUAAAAUUUUUUAAGUGUGAGGGGCUGAAUUUAUAUUAAAAAGGGUAAAAUUGUAAAGAAAUUAAGUCACUUGUUCAAAAGGAUAGUAAAGUCAAAAUACAGCGUUUUAGUUGCAAAAUAACUAUCAUUGUCAAACCCUAUCUUCCUCAUCCCUCAUUUAGAGCUGUCAUCACCUCAUUUACAGUGGGUUCAAACGAAUCAAAACAGAACAUCUCUUCUCAAAUUAACAGAGCCACUUUUACUCUUAAACACCAUCUUUACCACAAUUCCGUAUCUUCCUUCAGUGAGAGAGAAUCAGCAGCCUGUACAGAUGAAGUGAAAAUACAGCAGGUUUCAUGAGUAUUUUUCUUUUCAAAUUUAUAGCAGCUUUCUCCUUUCUUUCUCCUCCGCAGAGCAACCAUUCUUCCUCUUCCACUCUCUUCCCAUCUCACGAGACUUCUUGUCCAUCUCUCCUCCUCCUCUGCCAUCAACAUUGGAUCUCACAAAUCUCGCAACAGUCAAUGUAUCCAAAAAUUUUUGACCAUAUCGGGUACGGAUUCCGUACAUGUGCCCCUGUCAUAUCGUGUCGACACGGGUGCGCUUGGGGUGAAUUCCAAGUCCAGGUAACAUGGAAGAAAACAAUGACCAAAAUUUAAAUUGUUAUGAGGGUGCUAUUAACCAUUAACACUGGAUGAAUUCACUUGUUUUUUAAAGUUUGACCGUGUUUGAUUUUUUUUUUUAAACUACAUUUCCUUUUCAGAACCUCAUUGAAGUUCGUUGAAAUGGAUGACAAUGAUAAGCCAACUGAGAACCCUAAACCUACUUCUGAUGCAAAUAUAACUCCUAAGAAUGAGUUAGAGAUAUCAAUGGAUUCCCUGGCACGAAAAGUCCAAGAAUCCCUUUCCCUUGCAAAGAGGCAUAAGUUUUGGGAAACGCAACCAGUGGGGCAACUCAAAGAUCUUGGGGAUACAAACCUUCCUGAAGGCCCAAUUGAGGCUCCAACUCCCCUGUCUGAGGUCAAACAAGAGCCUUAUAAUCUUCCAAGUCAAUAUGAGUGGAUUACCUGCGAUAUGGACUCUGAAGAGAUGUGUAAUGAGGUGUAUAAUCUCUUAACUUCUAACUAUGUUGAGGAUGAUGAGAACAUGUUCAGGUUCAACUACUCAAAAGAGUUUCUUCAAUGGGCACUUCGCCCUCCAGGUUAUUUCAGGAGCUGGCACAUUGGAGUGAGAGCGAAGAGUUCAAAAAGGAUGGUUGCUUUUAUAACUGGGGUUCCUGCAAGGAUCCGGGUUCGUGAAACUAUUGUAAACAUGGCAGAAAUCAAUUUUCUUUGCGUCCAUAAGAAACUUAGGUCGAAAAGGCUUGCUCCUGUAAUGAUCAAAGAAGUAACAAGGAGGGUUCACUUGGAGAAUAUCUGGCAGGCAGCCUAUACUGCUGGUGUGGUUAUUCCUACGCCCAUAACAAUUUGCCAAUAUUGGCAUAGAUCUUUGAACCCAAAGAAGCUUAUUGAUGUAGGAUUUUCUAGGCUUGGUGCAAGGAUGACAAUGAGCCGCACUAUUAAGUUGUACAAGUUGCCGGAUCAAACAGCCACACCUGGUUUCAGGAAGAUGGAGCCUCAUGAUGUUCCUGCAGUUACUCGUUUACUUCGAAAUUACUUGAGGCAAUUUGUUGUUUCGCCAGACUUUGAUGAAAACGAUGUAGAGCACUGGCUUCUUCCAAAGGAGAAUGUUGUGGAUAGUUUCCUGGUUGAAAGCCCAGAGACUCACGAGAUCACUGACUUCUGCAGCUUUUACACUCUUCCCUCUUCUAUAUUAGGUAGCCAGAAUUACACUGCACUAAAGGCUGCUUAUUCUUAUUACAAUGUGUCUACAAAGACUCCGUUAACCCAGCUGAUGAACGAUGCUCUCAUUGUGGCUAAGCAGAAAGAUUUUGAUGUUUUCAAUGCUUUGGAUGUCAUGCAUAAUGAGACUUUCUUGAAGGAACUGAAAUUUGGCCCAGGUGACGGGAAACUGCAUUACUAUCUGUACAACUACCGAAUAAGACGUGUGCUGCGACCGUCAGAACUUGGGCUAGUGCUCUUGUAGUUUGAGCAUGCAUGUUUGCUUCUAUCAUUCUCAGACGAAGCAUUCUUGUUACCGAGUGUCGGUUUUUCUAUUUCUUAGGCUGCAUCAAUGUGCUUUUAAAUCCUGUUUUUGCAUGGAAAGGAAAAUUGAUUUGGAAGUAGGAGAGUUAAAUUUUGGACUCAGCGUCAUGGUGCCCAAGUUUUCUGGAUAUUUUUGUAUCUUGUGCCUGUUGGAACUGUGGAAAGAGGCUGCAUUCUUGGCUUUUAAGUUACCAAUUUGACAUUGGAUUUCUGUUGCUCAAGCUUUUUUGUUGUUUGAGUCCAUUCAUGAGCAGCAAUUUUCUUGUGAUCAACUACUUUAAGAUCCCGAAACGUAGAGUUUCUGCUUCUGUUUGUGCUGAGUUUUAGACCUUAAAAUUGGGCCAAUGAAGAACUGCUCAGAUAUGAUAAAAGAGUUACGGUAUAA